Molecule: messenger RNA, 1485 nt
Organism: Aspergillus melleus
Lineage: Eukaryota; Fungi; Ascomycota; Eurotiomycetes; Eurotiales; Aspergillaceae
Gene: glkA
Product: glucokinase glkA
Exons: 2
Coding region: 1-1485 (494 amino acids)
Biological process (GO): glucose 6-phosphate metabolic process; intracellular glucose homeostasis; glycolytic process
Cellular component (GO): mitochondrion; cytosol
Molecular function (GO): D-glucose binding; ATP binding; glucokinase activity
Source: RefSeq, a predicted model, not a curated record
AUGUCGUCUGCCUUGUUGGACGAAGCCACGCGGAUUGCCCGCGAAUUCGAUUACCCCGCCGCGGAGGUCCAGCGCGGGGUGAAGGAAUACAUUCGCGAAAUGGACGAGGGUCUCAGACAGGAGCAUACCACCCUCAGUCAGAUUCCUACUUUCGUGACCUCGGUCCCCAAUGGCACUGAAAAGGGCCUCUACUUGGCCGUGGAUUUGGGUGGCACGAAUUUCCGCGUGUGCUCAAUCGACCUCCAUGGAGACACCACCUUCUCCCUGACGCAGUCCAAGAUCAUGAUUCCUCGGGAAUUGAUGGCCUCGGGCUCGUCCAAGGAUCUUUUCCUCUUCCUGGCCCGACAGAUCGAGGCCUUCCUGCGCAUCCACCACAACGAGCACUUCGAAGCUCACCUUCAACGUCGACGCGAAGGAAGCGGCGAGGAGGAGCUGUUCGAUCUCGGUUUCACGUUCAGUUUCCCCGUGCGUCAAAUGGGAAUCAACAAGGGUACCCUCAUUCGCUGGACGAAGGGUUUCAACAUCCCCGACGCCGUUGGCCAUGAUGUCUGCGCCUUGCUGCAAAGUGCCAUUGACGAGCUGGAGCUGCCCGUGCGCGUGGCCGCCCUGGUCAACGACACUGUGGGAACGCUGAUGGCUCGUUCGUACACCUCGCCCGGUGAAACAGGUACCUUCCUGGGUGCCAUCUUUGGCACGGGCACCAACGGUGCUUAUGUGGAGAAGCUCGACAGAAUCCCCAAGAUGGACACGAUUGAACAUUCCGAUUACGACAAGUCCACGGGGGAGAUGAUCAUCAACGCCGAAUGGGGCAGCUUUGACAACCACCUCAGCGUUUUGCCCAACACUGUGUACGACCAGCAGCUUGAUGCCGAUAGCAACAACCCCGGAAUUCAGAUGUUCGAGAAGCGUGUCUCGGGAAUGUUCCUGGGUGAGAUCCUGCGACGUGCGCUGCUUGACAUGUACAACAACAAAUCCGCGGGUCUCUUCAAGGCCAGCGAGUCCUCGGACGUUGUUGUUCCGGAGAACUCCAUGAUCUUCAGGCAGUGGGGUCUCGAUACCAGCCUCCUGAGCACGGUCGAAGCCGACAAGAGCCAGACUUUGGAGUCGACCAAGACCGCCCUGAAAGACCACUUGAAGAUUGAACGGGCCAGCACAGCCGAUUGCAAGGCCGUUCAGACCCUGGUGCAUGCCAUUGGCAAGCGCGCUGCUCGCCUUAGUGCCGUGCCUCUGGCCGCCGUCCUGAUCGCCACCGGCAAACUGCAGACGGAUGAUCUGAUCGAUGUUGGUGUCGACGGAAGUCUGGUCGAAUUCUAUCCCAACUUCGAGGGAUACAUGCGCGAUGCCCUGCGCGAGGUGCCGGAAGUUGGUUCUACUGGCGAUAAGAAGGUGCGCAUUGGUAUCUCCAAGGAUGGCAGUGGAGUUGGAGCCGCCUUGAUCGCCCUCGUGGCCAGCAAGGAGGAGGCGCGCAUGAAGAAGGCCAAAUAA